AUGGUGAUUUCAAACACCAACUUAUCAGCUGUUUGGAAGUUGAAUUAUCUGAAGCAAAGUCUCAAGGGCACUGCAGCUCAUCUUUUGAAGAACACGGCACUGACUACUGAUAAAUUUCAGAAUGCCUGGAACUCUCUCGUUUUCUUCUACAAGAAUAAACGGUUAUUAGUUAACACAGCCUUGCAUUCUUUAUUGAAUAUGAAAAGAAUGACAAAAGAAUCAGCAACUGAGCUGGAGAGCCUAUACACAGCCAUAACUCAAAUUUAUCGCACUUUGGAAAUCCUUGGCCGACCAGUCCACACAUGGGAUGAUGUUCUAGUUUUCAUAGCUGUCCAGCGAUCUUCUAAGGAACCUCCAACAUGGAAGCAAAUCAGCGAGUUUAUGAUGAUAAGGUUGUUGACACUUCAAGCAGUAGAGAAAUCACGAAGACCGGGAUUUCAAUCUAAUCAGCCGUCAGUUAAGGCCCAUGUAGUUUCUGGACUUCAAGCUUCGAGUAAUUCCAGCAAAUGCGGAUUUUGUUCUUCAGAUCACUAUGCCGUCCAUUGUCUAGAGUAUGUGAAUCAAUCAGUUCAAAGAAGGCUAGAAAUCAUUUCAAAGAAAAAUCUAUGUUUUAACUGCCUUGGACUACAUCCAGCGUCCGCAUGUCGUUAUACCAGGCGCUGCAAUAAAUGCGGCAAGAAGCAUCAUUCUUCCAUUCAUAAAGGUAGCUCAACCGACGAGCAUGAAUCUUCAACUUCGGAUUCAAAUGUUCAAGUUAACCGUGCAGCCGUGAAGGGAGUUGGUGCUGUGAACGCUGGACAAACGAGAGGCUCUGUUACAGUCACUCUGACACCUCAUUUCAAGUUCUCAUCCGAAUGCAUCAUCACUGCUCAUGUUCUUCGACAACUUACAGAAUCGUUUUCAUUUGUCGAUACCAGCAACCUGAAUUGGUCGCAUUUGAAAGGGCUUCAAUUUGCAGACGCUCAUUUUCAAUCACCUGGUCAUGUAGACGUCAUCAUUGGAUCUGUCUCUCUGUUUAGGUCAUCGAAGAAGGUCUUCGUAAAGGCUCACCUAAUACUCCAACCGCACAAGCCACAAUUUUCGGAUGGGUACUUUUUGGCCGAUCAGAAACCUGUUCAUCUUCAUCUGAAGUUCAAGGCUAUCACUUAUUUAUCGAUGAAGAACUUAGCGAGAUUGCCACUUAAAAAAUCAGCUGGACAUCUCGGAGAUUCUAAGACUACAGCUUUACGAAUGCUAUCAAGACUAUUGAACAAGCUGCAAGCUGAUCCGGCAAUUCAAAAAACUUACUCAAAUUUUCUAAAUGAAUAUGAGGUUUUAGAUCACAUUAAACUAGUUCCAGUAUCCAUUCCAGAAUCACCUCAAUGCCAUUUCUACAUUCCUCAUCAUGGUGUGAUCCACGCCAGCAGUCUUACAACGAAGCUUCGAGUAGUGAGCCAAGCUCAAGAAUCUGUUCCCAAAGAAAAAUGGCAUUGUAUACCGGGCAAAGAAAAUCCUGCUGACUGUUCCACUCGAGGUUUGACUCCAAGUCAAUUGUCUCAACAUCAGAUCUGGUGGACCGGUCCAUACUGGCUGCAGGAACCCUCUUUAUCAUGGCCGAACAGGUUCGAAGCUCCUUUUGUUGAUACCAAUCUUCAGGAGCGUCCUGUUCAAUCUACUUCGGUUACUGUGAGUACUGCGAGCACCUAA
Belonocnema kinseyi is the source of this 1686-nucleotide messenger RNA. RefSeq lists its product as uncharacterized. The transcript is spliced from 5 exons. The record is from RefSeq and is a predicted model, not a curated record. NCBI's taxonomy places the organism in Eukaryota, Metazoa, Arthropoda, Insecta, Hymenoptera, Cynipidae. Bases 1 to 1686 code for a protein of 561 amino acids.